Toxotes jaculatrix (banded archerfish) is the source of this 980-nucleotide messenger RNA. Its product is annotated as von Willebrand factor C domain-containing protein 2-like. The record is from RefSeq and is a predicted model, not a curated record. The transcript has 3 exons. The coding region runs from base 1 to 780 and encodes 259 amino acids. Gene Ontology annotation, molecular function: protein binding. Gene Ontology annotation, cellular component: AMPA glutamate receptor complex. Lineage: Eukaryota; Metazoa; Chordata; Actinopteri; Toxotidae. Gene Ontology annotation, biological process: negative regulation of BMP signaling pathway.
AUGAGCCACCGGCACUGUGCGCUCAGCAGUCUCCCCAUCGCGCUGGUCCAGCUGCCCCUGCUACUGCUGCAGCUGCCGCACGGUCCGGGGCGCGUCGCGGAACUCGCGGUGGUGGCGGAAUACUCCUCCAAAACCGACCUGGACUAUGAGUUCGGGGACUACCGGGGGAAGUGGUGCAUCGACGACCACGGCUUCGUCUACGGCAUCGGAGAGGUUUAUUACCCGAGCCCCACGGCGUGUCCGUGCACGUGCACCGUGGACGGUCCCGUGUGCGUCCGACCCAAGUGUCCCCGCAUCCACCCCAGGUGCACGCGGAUCAGAUAUAAGGCGUGCUGUCCAGUGUGCGAGGCUGUGGCCAGGGUCUGUGUCUACGGGGGCAAAACGUACCGGCUCCUGGAGGAAUUCAGGUUGUCGAGGUGUGAGCGAUGUCGCUGCGAGGCCAACAGAGAGGUGUACUGCAGCAUUUCAGACUGCCCUGCCCCUCACUGCGUCAACCCCACCUACGAACCCAACCACUGCUGCCCCAUCUGUAAGACUGGCCCCAACUGCUUUGCUGGGAACAGGGUGAUCCCAGCAGGGGAGCGUGUCAACAUCGACGAGAAAACGGUUUGCUACUGCACCUACCGGGAUGGGACGUGGCAAACCCAUCCUCACGCCACCUGCGAACAGCGCCCCCAGCCCAGCCCGACACCUGACAUCGGCACCGAGGCCCCCAGGGACGAGGACGCCAGGGGGAGAGGGGGGAGACCAUUUAUUCCCAGACUGGACGUGAUACCAUGAAGUCAGAAAUAUGUCAGAGAGCUGCUCUGCAGGUACAAAUACAAAUAAACUCUGUCCAUCAGUAUCAGGAGAGGUGAACUGGACUUCAAUACAGCAUUAUUCAACCUGCACAUUUAUGUUGAAAACACAACCAGUGAGAUUAUUUCAGAGCAGUUCUGGCGCUAAUGGCGAGCGUCCACAGGGUACAGCUGCAUCGCGUU